Molecule: messenger RNA, 3022 nt
Organism: Puntigrus tetrazona (Sumatra barb)
Lineage: Eukaryota; Metazoa; Chordata; Actinopteri; Cypriniformes; Cyprinidae
Gene: pip4p2
Product: phosphatidylinositol-4,5-bisphosphate 4-phosphatase 2
Exons: 9
Coding region: 456-1304 (282 amino acids)
Biological process (GO): phosphatidylinositol dephosphorylation
Cellular component (GO): late endosome membrane; phagocytic vesicle membrane; plasma membrane
Molecular function (GO): phosphatidylinositol-4,5-bisphosphate 4-phosphatase activity
Source: RefSeq, a predicted model, not a curated record
CAGCUGUCAGCACGUGUGGGAUCAAUGACAGCUGAAGAAAGUGCGAAGUAAAACGAUAGAAGACCAUUGGUAGGCCUGGACACAUGAGUUCGUGCGCGAGCGCCGCUAACAACCGGCUGGCUAAAAACAAAGCUAAGCGUGGCCGAUAAAAGAGUGGGCUUCCCGGCGGAACGUAAACAUUUUCUCCGCGAUGAGCAAAACACACCUCUACAAGGUCAAACGAAUAACGGACUCGAUCGGGAAAGACUAGCGGCGGUGAACAGCGGCUGCAGAAGGGAGGGAGAUCCCAUCCGGUCCAGCAGUGAUUUCUCAUCCUCCCGCUUACGUCUUUGGCUCCUCCUCUCCUCCGCCCUGCCCGGAGCCCGGAGUCUCAGCGCCCCUCUCAGAGCAGCGGACGGAGACCACCACCAUUCGCCGCCGCCGCCGCUGUUUUUCCGCGCUGCCCUGCCGAUACAAUGGCCUCCGAUGGUAUGGACGAACGCUCCCCGCUGCUGUCAGCGCCGAACUCGGCAAAUGUCACGCCCACCGCUCCGCCGUACCUGCAGGACCCGAGCUCGAGAGCUGAAUUACCUCCACCCUACACAGCCAUCGCCAGUCCGGAUGCAGGGGGAGUUCCUGUCAUUAACUGUCGUGUGUGCCAGUCACUUAUAACUCUGGAUGGCAAGCUUCAUCAGCACGUGGUGAAGUGCACCGUCUGCAAUGAGGCCACGCCUAUAAAAAAUCCACCUACAGGAAAGAAGUAUGUUAGAUGUCCUUGCAACUGCCUGCUAAUCUGUAAAGACACGUCCAGGAGGAUAGGAUGCCCUCGGCCCAACUGCAGACGGAUCAUCAACCUGAGUCCUGUGAUGGUGAUCCCGGAGGAGCAGCCCGCCCAGCCGGCUCUUCCAGUCCAGCCUGAGGGCAUGCGCGUGGUCUGCGGCCACUGCGGAAACACAUUCCUUGGCAGCGAUGAUGAGGAUGAGUGCUCCCAGUCUUCCUCAGGCCUGGCUAUUCGCGGCCCCUCUGAUCUUUUCAAGUGGAUGGAGCUCCGAUUCAAUACACUGGCCAAGUGCCCGCAUUGCAAAAAAAUAUCAUCUGUAGGCAGUGCUCUACCCAGAAGGCGCUGCUGUGCCUACAUUACAGUAGGAAUGAUCUGCAUUUUCAUCGGUGUCGGUUUAACGGUCGGCACUCAGGACUUUGCCAGGCGUUACCACGCUACUUACGUGUCCUGGGCCUUCGCAUAUCUCCUGGGCCUCAUCUGUCUGGUACGGGCCUGCUACUGGGGUGCGAUUAAAGUCAGCUAUCCCGAGAACACCUUUGCGUAGACAAAGAGUCCGUCCUUCACGUCCUUAGUGUUUGAUUUCUCUUGAUUUGAACAGGUUAACUGGUUUAGGUACCUGCUGACGUUUCAGAUUGAGUUAUUGAUUAGCUCUGAUGUAACUGAUUUGAACCCGCAAUACGAUGGCUUGAGUAAGUGAAAUCAGUGAUUCGAAAACUAGGAAAAAUAAUACAAAUAAUCCAUUCGUGGUACGCCUCUUGGAUCUAUCAUGGUGGGUGGAUAUCGAACAUAUUUUACGUACUGCAUUUUGUUACCAACUUGACCAAAAGAGAUCUUUUAUGAACAAUUUGCCCAUUGCACUACAAUUUUAUGCAAUUCUUCUGUUGUGUUGCUGCUAGUUACCGAGAGAUAUUAUGUGUUCAGAGAGCCUGCCAGCACCCUCGAUGGCACUAUCUGUCAUGUUCAGAUAUAUUUAACUCUUCUUAAAAUCCUGUGCCAACAUUUUUUUUUGUUGUUGUUGUUCGCUGUCCGUUUCUCCCUCUGAUGAAAUUCAGCAGUAUUCCCAAACCUAUUUAGGCCGCUCAAACUCACUGUGAGCAAUAAUCAUGCAUUUUUUUUUGUGGCUUUAAAAGAAAAACUGCAUGUACACAGUCACCGGAGCUCUAAAACAAAACAAUUGGUUCAAUGCAACUUAAGCUCACUCGACAGUUUAUGCGUCAUAUCGAUUGAUUAGCAUAAAAAUAAUUUCGAGAAUACGGAUAAAAAAGUGCUGAUGCAAUGGAAGUGAAUGGGACCAAUUCAUAAAUGUUAAAAUACAAAUACUCUGUUGUUCAGUAGUGUAACAGCAAGACAUUUAAGCGGCAAGAUUUUAUAUGUGAAAAAUACAGUAAUAUUAUAAAAUAACUUCAAACAACUAUGUUCUGCUUUAAUAUAUUUAAAAAUGUAUUUAUUCCUGUGAGGUCAAAGUUGAAUUUUCAGCAUCAUUGCUCCAGUCUUCGGUGUGAUAUGAUCCUUCAGAAAUCAUAACGUGCUGAUUUGAAAACAGUUAUGCUGCUCAAUAUUUUUGUGGAUACUGUCGUGCAUUAUAUUUUCAUAUUUCUCUUAUGAAUAGGAACUUGUAUUCGAAACAGAACUGAGUUCAUCUUUAAUGUGUGUUUGCAAAAUAACAGCAGUAACGUAUUUGCAAUAAAUAAUAAAUAAGAACACGUAAAAACCAACUUUACAUUUCUACUUUUAAUUCCCAGUCACUUCCAUUCUAAGAAAUUUACGUUGAAAACUGUUUAAAGAAAACAAGUUGGAAAAACAAAAACUUGAUCUUAACUUGUAUUGAACCUGAAAUGUUCCUUUAAUUUAUCUGACUGAUCAGACACUUGGUGAAUGGGAAAUGACAUGUGCAUGAUUUUAAUUUGAUUCUUUUGUACUCAGAAACAAUGUUUUGUUAGUCUGGGCACGGUGGAAGUGUUACGCCAUGUGUCUAGUGCUCUUUCCUGUGUGUAGAAUGUAAACGCCCCACUGCUAUCCGCCUAAUUCCACAGCUCACCACAACCUUGCUAGUAUUGCUGUAGCUUACAUUUACAGUAGUUCAGUAUUUUGUCAAGAGAAAUGGAGAUACCUAUACUAUCUAAACUUGUUCUGAAUGUGACAAGUCGGUGAAGUCCUUGUACAUAGGAAACUGAGCACACAAAGUCUGUAGUUCAAGUUGGAAUAUGGCUUGGGUCUUUUUAAAACAAUAAUUUCUCAAUAAAAUGCUAAAAUAUUCCCUGC